GCGAUUGUAUGGGCGGAAAUGACGUCACUUUCCGACGUCAGCUGAUCGGAGCUAUUUCGUUGACGUAAUUGUGUUUUUCCGGGUCGUGUGGGUGAAACAAAUACGAGCUGGACCUCGGCGCGGUGCUGUCGAGCGUCCACUUCUGCUGUUGGGCACAGUGCAGCUGAUCGCGGGUUGUUUUGGUCGUUACAUCAUCUGGGCCUGAAAAUCAGCUGGGAUGCUAAGCUAAUGGGCUAGCUGUUGACAGUGAGCAGGUUUCGUGCUGGUCAGGGGUUAGCCUCCUAGCCACUCUCCACCCAAAUCAUGAACGUAUAUGACGCAAAGGAGUUGAUUUUCUUUUGAGAACAUCUAAUCGGUUCAUCAAAGAAGACUUAGGAGGCCCAUGUCGGGAAGUCCGCGCAGGCUGUCAGAGGAAUUCUCUCACACUCGGCAUCGUCGUCCAGCUGUACGAUGUGGCUGAAGUUGUUCUUUUUGCUCCUUUAUUUCAUCGUUUUGUUCAUGUUAGCUCGGAUAUUCGAGGCCGUGGUUUGGUAUGAGACUGGUGUGUUCGCGACACAGCUGGUCGACCCGGUUUCGCUCAGCUAUAAGAAGCUGAAGACCAUCCUGGAGUGUCGAGGGCUGGCUUACGCUGGGCUGGCUGAGAAAAAGGAUGUCAGACAGCUGGUGGAGAAAUCAGGAGAGCUGACACAUGGGGAGCUAUAUUCAGCCAUCAAGAAGGAGAAUGAGCAAACGGAAGCAGGUGAUGCCAGCAGCACACAUUUCAGUGGUGAGAUGCACUUCUAUGAAUUGGUGGAGGACACUAAAGAUGGCAUCUGGUUGGUCCAGGUCAUUGCUCAAGACCGAGAAGCUCUACUCAGUAAGUCCAACUGGGGGAAGAUAGUACAAAAAGUGUCCCAGUUUGGAAUCCGAACUGGAACUUUUAACUGCUCUCAUGACCACAGGUCGUGUAUCCGACGAGGCUGGCAGCGUUCCACUCUGGUCAUGUCAGUCCCGCAGACGUCAGCAUCGAAGGGCAAAGUCAUGCUGAAAGAAUACGACGGCCGCCGCAUCGAACCCGAGCACAUCUUCCGUUGGAUGACCUCCCAGAUGUCUCACCGCAUCAAGACGCUGUGUCGCUCGGAGAAAUUGCUGGAGGAGUGGCGCCCCGACCCGCUCCACCCGUUAAAGAUGUUUCUGUUCGCACCCCUGCCUCAGCCGCCCGUUUUCUUCUCCUCGCUCUCUGUCAAGUUCACCGGCAGGAUCGAGUUCAUAUUCGUGGACGUAAGUCACUGGGACAACCGCAGCAGCCUGUUGGAGAUUGGCGUGACACAGAGCCCCGCCUACAUCCUGAAGAUGCCAGAGGGCAUCUAUCACUAUGGCAACAGUACUGGCGAGUUCUUGUCCGUGGCAGCCAUGGACACCUUCCUGCGUUCGGUCCAACCAGAGGUCAAUGACCUUUUUGUCCUCAGUCUUGUCCUGAUCAACCUGUUGGCGUGGAUGGAUCUCUUCAUUACACAGGGAGCAACGGUGAAGCGGUUUGUUGUUCUAAUCCGAACGCUUGGGACCUACAAUUCCAUCCUUUUGGUGUCCUGGCUUCCAUUUCUGGCCCUCCUCCAGCUGUCCUACCUGGACACCCUGUAUGGCUACAGUCUGAAGUUGCUUCGCUACGCUGACACCACCACGCUGGCCAGCGUGGUGAGAUCCGACUGGACCUUCUAUUCAUCCCACCCGGCUCUCUUCCUAUCCACUUACCUGGCCCACGGCCUGCUGGUCGAUUAUUUUGAGAAAAAGCGCCGCUGCGGCAACAGAAGCCAAGAGGACAGCAGCACUAACUUGGAGUGGCUGGCCAGUCUGUGGGAGUGGUACACCUCCUAUCUACUUCACCCAAUCGCAUCGCUUCAACAGGUGCCAUCAGACUGGGAGGAUGACCCCAGCUUCCUUUUUGAGCGUUUGGCCUUCCCCGAUCUUUGGCUCCGCCCGUUAGUGAGCAUGGAUUACAUUAAAGCUUUACCCGCCUGGAAGUUCCGAUGUGGCGGCGCAGAUGAGCCCGAAGAGGAGACCGACAGUUGCCGCUCAGAUACGGACAGUAGUGAGUCGAGUGACUACGCGCCACCACCAAGCGGCCAACGGCAGGAGAGCGCACGGGAUGGCGACAAGCGCUCUGUCGACAGUAACGCCGAGUGCGCGUGCGCUGCCGCGGCAUCGUCGCGCCGCCGUCGCCGAGGCGACACUGAUAUCCCGUCAGCUGACAGCGUUGCUCGACAUGAGUGCGGGGAGCGGUCGGGGUGGCCCCGCAACAUCCUGUGGUGCUCCGAGUGUGUUGUGUGCCUGGAGAACUUUGUGAGUGAAGAACUACUGAUGGGUCUGCCCUGCGGCCACGCCUUCCACCAGCAGUGCAUUGUGGUGUGGCUGGAUGCGGGCCGACACUGCUGUCCCGUGUGUCGCUGGCCCAGCUACAAGAAGAAGCAGCAGCAGCAGCCGCCACCGCCGCAUGUGCACGGUAGUCUUAGUUGGGACACUUCAUAAAAGGAGCCCUCCCUCUGUCCAUGUCUUCUCUUCCUCUUCUCCAAUCAUAUUUGGGUUCAUUAGCGCAAGAAGGAAGUCUAUAGCACAACUUGCUUGAUGUUAGGGUGAGACGUGGGAGGGAUGCCAAAGGUAACUGUGUGUGUGUGUGUGUGUGUGUGUGUGUGUGUGUGUGUGUGUGUGUGUGUGAUGCAAGUUGCUCUCAUGACCGUCAAUAUGCUUGUUUCCAUUUCUGUGCUGAACAUCGUGUCUUCAUGCUCCCAUCUGCUAAUAAAUGCGUAAUGGCCAGUCA
Molecule: messenger RNA, 2794 nt
Organism: Hippocampus comes (tiger tail seahorse)
Lineage: Eukaryota; Metazoa; Chordata; Actinopteri; Syngnathiformes; Syngnathidae
Gene: rnf103
Product: ring finger protein 103
Exons: 8
Coding region: 451-2505 (684 amino acids)
Biological process (GO): protein ubiquitination; ERAD pathway
Cellular component (GO): endoplasmic reticulum
Molecular function (GO): ubiquitin-protein transferase activity
Source: RefSeq, a predicted model, not a curated record